Arvicola amphibius (Eurasian water vole) is the source of this 2978-nucleotide messenger RNA. RefSeq names its product tachykinin receptor 1 (gene Tacr1). Gene Ontology annotation, biological process: G protein-coupled receptor signaling pathway; positive regulation of flagellated sperm motility. The record is from RefSeq and is a predicted model, not a curated record. The coding region runs from base 564 to 1787 and encodes 407 amino acids. NCBI's taxonomy places the organism in Eukaryota, Metazoa, Chordata, Mammalia, Rodentia, Cricetidae. The transcript is spliced from 5 exons. Gene Ontology annotation, molecular function: substance P receptor activity. Gene Ontology annotation, cellular component: plasma membrane; sperm midpiece.
GACCCGCGCCAAGACCGAAAGCUGCGGGCGGCAGCAGAGGAGAAGGCUUCAAGGAAGCAAAGCAAAGGGGAGCUCACCAGCUGGAUGCCGACUCCAGAAUCCGGCCAAAGGAUCAGAACUUUUGCGAGCAGAGCUGAGAGCGGCCCUCCUCCCCCCUCAAGCCCUCACGCAGCACCCAGCUUUGCCUUUCCCGCCGCGCACAUGUUAGUGGGAGUUGCUAGCAGCAGCAGGUGCAGAAAGGCGGGGUUGUCUUGCGGUCUAGAACUGUGAGGAAUACAAGCGCUGUACCGCAAACGAGAGCCUAGCGUGAAAGUGGAGGAAUUCGGAGAUAACCAGGACCACGCAAAGAUCAUACACAGUAGAAGCGUUGCUUUUCUGAGCAAGCCUCCUGCUAACAAGGACUGAGUUCUGCCCAGAAAACUUCCCACCUUCUGUGUGGCAGGAUCUGAAGCCUCAGGAGUCCGCAAGACUCUGCAGCAAAGAGGUGUGUGUGUGUGUGUGUGUGUGUGUGUGUGUGUGUGUGUGCCUGUAAAGAAGCCAGGACUUUGCUGCUUUGCCCCAAAAUGGAUAACGUCCUUCCCGUGGACUCAGACCUGUUCCCCAACAUCUCCACCAACACUUCUGAGUCCAACCAGUUCGUGCAGCCUGCCUGGCAAAUUGUCCUUUGGGCAGUUGCCUACACGGUCAUUGUGGUGACCUCCGUGGUGGGCAACGUGGUGGUGAUGUGGAUCAUCUUGGCCCACAAAAGAAUGAGGACAGUGACCAAUUAUUUCCUGGUGAACCUGGCCUUUGCCGAGGCCUCCAUGGCUGCUUUCAAUACAGUGGUGAACUUCACCUACGCGGUCCACAACGAGUGGUACUAUGGUCUGUUCUACUGCAAGUUCCACAACUUCUUUCCCAUUGCUGCCGUCUUCGCCAGUAUCUACUCCAUGACCGCUGUGGCCUUCGACAGAUACAUGGCCAUCAUUCAUCCCCUCCAGCCCCGGCUGUCGGCCACCGCUACCAAAGUGGUCAUCUUUGUCAUCUGGGUCCUGGCUCUCCUGCUGGCCUUUCCCCAGGGCUACUACUCCACCACGGAGACCAUGCCUAGCAGAGUCGUGUGUAUGAUCGAGUGGCCAGAGCAUCCCCACAGGACUUACGAGAAAGCGUACCACAUCUGUGUGACUGUGCUGAUCUACUUCCUACCUCUGCUGGUGAUUGGCUAUGCAUACACUGUGGUAGGUAUCACACUGUGGGCCAGCGAGAUCCCUGGGGACUCCUCCAACCGGUACCACGAGCAAGUGUCUGCCAAGCGCAAGGUGGUGAAAAUGAUGAUCGUGGUCGUGUGUACCUUUGCCAUCUGCUGGCUGCCCUUCCACAUCUUCUUCCUCCUGCCCUACAUCAACCCAGAUCUCUACGUCAAGAAGUUCAUCCAGCAGGUCUACCUGGCCAUCAUGUGGCUGGCCAUGAGCUCCACCAUGUACAACCCCAUCAUCUACUGCUGCCUCAAUGACAGGUUCCGUGUGGGCUUCAAGCAUGCCUUUCGCUGCUGCCCCUUCAUCAGCGCUGGUGAUUAUGAGGGGCUGGAAAUGAAAUCCACCCGAUACCUCCAGACCCAGGGCAGCGUGUACAAGGUCAGUCGCCUGGAGACCACCAUCUCCACUGUGGUGGGAGCCCAUGAAGAGGAGCCAGAGGAAGGCCCCAAGGUCACACCCUCAUCCCUGGAUCUCACCUCCAAUGGCUCGUCUCGCAGCAACUCAAAAACCAUGACAGAAAGUUCCAGCUUCUACUCUAACAUGCUGGCCUAGGCAGCGGGCACAUGUCAAGGACACAGCCACCAGCCCAUCCUGUGUCUUGAUUCAUUUCUUCAUGGACGUCUUUGCUCUGGAAUCCAUUGGAAAUACCCUAACCCUGGAGCUUUUGGGAAGGGUCAUGAUGGUCUAAGGAAAACAUUCCAUGUUGUAUUCAGUCUGGAUUCCUUCCUGUCCUUGUCAACCAUCCUCCAUGAGCGUGACCCAAGGCAGAUCAGUGAGCAUCUAUAACAUGAGAAGGCUGGACUUGAUCCCCUGCUGUCAUCCCAUGAUUCCGGAAAUGACAUCAUCUGCAUGCAGCUGCUCAUGUAGGGAGGUAUUCUGCAGUAAUGAGUCCGACAGACCUAUUCACCUGGAGCUUCUGUCUUUCUUCAGUGAAGUCAUUCUCAGCCAUGUGCAGACUCGCCCCCACCACUGCAGCCUCCCACUAGACAGUGUGAAUAAGAGAGGGUGCCACAUAAGCCCUAAUGAAAGCUGUAUCUUCCAGCUAAGCACACAUGAAUAGAAGACACAUAUAUACCUUUUUGUGACAUCUCAAUAGUCAAUUCAUUUAAACAUCAUGGGAUUGACAACUUCGGGUUCUUCUGAAGCAUUGUGUCCCCAAUGCAACCAGUUCUGGCUGACUAUGUCUACAGUGGCCAGCUGAUGUGUAUUCUAACCAACAGCCAGGAUACCCAUGCCAGACUUGACCUAUCUGGGCCUCUUUCCUUUUUUUAUAAAGGAAUAGGGCUGAACCAAAUACUCUAAGUAUCCCUUUGAGUCUCAGUGUUUCCUGAUACAAUGAUGUAUACAUUUUGUUUUGCCUCUAUCUUAUCUUAUCUUAUCUUAUCUAUCUCUCUUUCCCACACACAUACACAUAUACACACAUAAACACAUGCAGAUAAAAAUUUAAAAAAACAACAAUGGCAAUCUCAGAAAUACUAGGAGUGGCAAUUCCUAGAGAUGAGUGUGUGUAAAUAUUCUCCAUUGAUUCAAAAACUCUGAUCCAAAAAUUCCUUCUCCAGAAAGGUUCUGGGGCUUCAUAGGAAACCUUGGAUCUCUCCAGCAGGCUGCAGUAAGCUGCAGCCCACCUCUGAGGACAGUGACGGAAGGUGUGUGAGCUUCCUGCGCUGGCUGCCCCUAUCUUUGUGCAGGGAUCAUAACUCAGAUUCUUCACUUUUGCUCCCUACAGUGUAGAGUGAGGAGGCU